GCUCAGUGCGCAUGCUCAGUUUGUAGAGAGAGGAUAGCUUACAUUCUUCGGCUACAAAAAGCAUCUUUGCAGUCCUUGAAAGUGAAGAAGAGACUUGAUACAUCAUGAGGGUAGCACUAGUAUCAUUGUUGCUGCUGGGGAUCGCGUUUGCAGACCCUUCAGUCUAUUUUCAGGAGAGAUUUGAGACAAAGGAGUGGCGGGAGAGAUGGAUAGACUCCAAGCAUAAGUCUGACUACGGGACGUUUGACUGGACAGCUGGCAAGUUCUAUGGAGAUGCUGAGAAGGAUAAAGGUGUGCAGACAAGUGAGAAUGCUAAGUUCUACGCCAUGUCUGCCGGGUUUGACAAGUUCACUAAUGAAGGGAAGACGGUCGUCAUUCAGUUCACCGUCAAACACGAGCAGAAGAUCGACUGCGGAGGUGGCUAUGUAAAGAUAUUCCCGAGUACGAUGGACCAGAAGGACAUGCACGGAGAGUCCAACUACAACAUUAUGUUCGGGCCUGACAUCUGUGGACCAGGCACCAAGAAGGUACACGUCAUCUUCAACUACAAGGGCAAGAACCUCCUCAUCAAGAACGACAUUAGAUGCAAGGACGAUGAGUUCACCCAUCUGUACACGCUCAUUGUACGCUCUGACAACUCGUACAUGGUAAAGAUUGACAACAAGAAAGAGAAGGAGGGUACGCUCGAGGAGGACUGGGACUUCCUGCCCACCAAGACCAUCCCAGACCCUGAGGCUAAGAAACCUGAAGAUUGGGACGAUAGAGCCAAGAUUGACGAUCCUGAGGAUUCUAAGCCUGAAGACUGGGUGGAGACUGAGUACGUGUCUGACCCUGAUGCUGAGAAGCCAGAGGACUGGGACGAUGAUAUGGACGGAGAGUGGGAGCCCCCUAUGAUCCCUAACCCAGAGUACAAAGGAGAGUGGUCACCCAAGCUCAUCGACAACCCUGACUUCCAGGGCAUGUGGGUGCACCCAGAGGUUCCCAACCCAGAGUAUGAGGCCGAUGACAACCUCUACCUGUACGAGGACUUUGGCAGCAUCGGGAUUGACAUCUGGCAGGUGAAGUCUGGCACUAUCUUUGACAACUUCCUCAUCACUGAUGACGAGACGUACGCAGAGGAGGUGGGCAACGAGACCUGGGGGGAGACCAAGGACCCUGAGAAGAAAAUGAAGGAAGCGCAAGAUGAAGAAGAGCGUAAGGCUGCAGAAGAGGCGGCCAAAGCAAUGGAGGAGGAGACUGAAGCAGAGACCGAUGACAAUGAUGAUGAUGAUGAUGAAGACAAUAAUGACGAAGAUUUAUUAAGUGAUGGCGAUGACGACACCCAAGAGGAGGAGGAUGACGAGAGUGUGGGUAAAGACGAGUUGUGAUCACACAGACGACGUCAUGUGACAUUCAUAUGACUCAAUUUAGGAACAAUUUUGUUACACAUUUCUGGAGUAUUAUUAUUAUAGAUUAUAUACACCAAUUAAGACUUGUUUAGGUGUUUACAUUUGUUGAGUGAUAUAAAUUUAUUAUUGUGAAGGAAA
Halichondria panicea is the source of this 1526-nucleotide messenger RNA. RefSeq names its product calreticulin-like. Gene Ontology annotation, biological process: protein folding. Gene Ontology annotation, cellular component: endoplasmic reticulum; endoplasmic reticulum membrane. Lineage: Eukaryota; Metazoa; Porifera; Demospongiae; Suberitida; Halichondriidae. Gene Ontology annotation, molecular function: calcium ion binding. Bases 105 to 1367 code for a protein of 420 amino acids. The record is from RefSeq and is a predicted model, not a curated record. The transcript has 10 exons.